This is a messenger RNA of Drosophila busckii, 1322 nucleotides long. Its product is annotated as alpha-tocopherol transfer protein-like. Bases 151 to 1071 code for a protein of 306 amino acids. NCBI's taxonomy places the organism in Eukaryota, Metazoa, Arthropoda, Insecta, Diptera, Drosophilidae. The record is from RefSeq and is a predicted model, not a curated record. The transcript is spliced from 6 exons. Gene Ontology annotation, cellular component: membrane. Gene Ontology annotation, molecular function: phosphatidylinositol bisphosphate binding.
AUCAGUUGGCUUUAAUGCACAUAUCUGUCGUUAAAGCUUCUUCAGCGUUAUAUAUUUUCGGCUCAAAACGAGUUUUACGUUUUCGGCAACAGUUUUAGUUUAUUCAUUUAUUUUGUGUUGUGCUGACGCAAAAAUAAUAACAGCUACAAAAUGAGAGUGCCCACCAUGCUAUCCGAGAUCGAUCAACUGCCCUCCAUAAAGCUGGGCGACUUUACACUGCAGUUUGAACUUGGGGAAGAAACUGCCGCGGCCAAGGAGGUGGCCAUAAGGGAACUACGUGAAUCGCCCGAACGUCAAAAACAGGCCACACAGGAACUUAAGCGUCUGCUGGAAGCGGAAACCGAUUUGUACUGUCCCAAGGACAAUGAAGAGUGGCUCAUACGUUUUUUGCGUCCUUGCAAGUAUUAUCCUGAAAGCGCAAGAGAUUUGAUCAAGCGUUACUACUCCUUUAAAGUGAAGCAUGCCGAUGUUUAUAACGAUUUGAAGCCCACACGGGAGGCAAACAUUUUUAAAAACAAUAUACUAACGGUAUUUCCAAAUCGAGAUCAGCAUGGACGUCGCAUUUUGUUGCUGGAGCUGGGCAAGCGCUGGAAGCAUAAGCAGGUAACGCUGGAUGAAGUUUUCAAGGGCGCUGUAAUCUUUCUGGAGGCCGCCAUGUUGGAGCCCGAGACACAAAUCAAUGGAGCCGUGGUCAUCUUCGAUAUGGAUGGCUUAAGUUUGCAGCAGACUUGGCAGUUUACGCCGCCAUUCGCCAAGCGCAUAGUUGACUGGCUGCAGGACUCGGUGCCGUUGCGCAUCAAGGCCAUACACAUAGUUAAUCAGCCCAAGCUCUUCAAUAUAGUCUUUGCUCUGUUUAAGCCUUUCCUGCGUGAGAAGCUGCGCGGUCGCAUCAUCUUUCAUAGCACGGAUCGCGAGUCGUUGCAUAAGCACAUGUCGCCCAAGUGCCUGCCAGCUUGCUAUGGCGGCAUCUUGGAGCUCCCACGCGUCGAUGGCGAUCAAUGGUAUAAGCUGCUGAUGAUGUGCGACAAGGAAUAUGAUGCCAUCAAUUCGUAUGGUUAUAAGAAGAAGUGAGAGCGAUUGGGUUACAUAGCCAAGUGAUUGUACAGCAAGUGAUAAUGUUUCUCCCUUAUAUAAUUCUAUUAAUUUAAGCCUUACAACUGUUAUACGCUGGUCUAGCCAAUGCUUGCGUUAGUUUUCUAGUUAGUAUUCAGCGCCGAAUUGUUUGCCGUAGUCUGUUAUAACUAACAAACACACAAAAUAUCAAACUAAAUAUUUUAAAACUGGGAUUAAGUUUAAUCAUAGCAUGUUAUAUACAUAAAUAU